Closterium sp. NIES-67 is the source of this 1314-nucleotide messenger RNA. The record is from the annotation of a GenBank genome assembly. Lineage: Eukaryota; Viridiplantae; Streptophyta; Zygnematophyceae; Desmidiales; Closteriaceae.
UAAUUCAUGCCGUUAGGCUGAUCCUGCACGUGUUUCUGGAACUUUCACCUGGCAGCUAGUCUUAUUGCCGGAGUUAUUUCUCAGAGGUCUUCCUUUUAGGUUUGGCCAUGCUCUCGCUGAUUGUAGCGUUUUCCAAACGUCCAGCUCUUUUGUGACUCGACGUGCAGAAUCAUCUGCAGACUUAGGUAGGACUCGACUCUUAGGCACUUAGAAUUCGGAAGGCUAUCCAACGACGACCAUCUGCAGGUUAGAGCUGCGGUCUCAUAUUUCCAAGCCUAUUUGCAGGGGAGUCACGAAGCCAGUUUUCCGUAGCCAUGGCGGCAGCCAUUCCUACUCGAUGUCCGAUGCUCCGCCAUCACCGUUUCGAAUAAUCAUUUGCUCAUUUGUACAGCGCCUUGAACUGAUCGAUUCGCACCAAUUAGCUGACCCAAUUUGACCGACUCGCACCUUCACUGCCACCAACCGCUUUUCCCCGAAGUCCGAGCAACUAGCGACCAAGGCCAGGAGCAGUUCCUCACGAUGGCGUUCCUCACGGUUCAGGAGUCGCUAACUUGGGCCAUCUUGUUCUGGAUGGUGGCAUUUCUCGUCUCAGCAGCGCUAGUAGGGAUCGUCAUGUACAUGCUCAUCUGCAUAUCGGAUCUUGAGAACGACUUCAUCAACCCUCAUGACGCCGCCAGAAGAGUCAACGGCUUCGUCUUCCCCGAGAUCUCCCUCCAUUCCGGCCUCACCGUCGUCUUCGCCCUCACCGGCCACUGGCUCAUGUUCCUCAUCAACCUCCCUCUCGCCCUCUACCACGUGCACCUAUACAUCCGGAAAGAGCACAUGGUGGAUGUGACAGAAGUCUUCAACCAAAUAAGCGUCCAAAGAAGACGGCAACUAAUCAGAUUCGUCAUCUACCUGACGCUGAUGAUCGCCACAAUUUUCAGGAUGGUGGAGCGUGGUGUGACGGCAGUGAUGGAGAGCCAUGGGGGUGCCAUCCAUGCCAAGGUUCUAGGGAACGUGGCAGGACUCUCCAACAUGUCGACUAUGUAGACAGCAGGCGCCGGAAGGGGAAUCAUUCAUUUGACAGGCACAUACCGUACAUGGACGAAGGUUCUGUACAGAAUACCUGUGUAACAGGCAUAUAGAAAGGUUGCCGAAUGUGCUACUAUGCGGAGACUUAAUCCUGAGCUAGGUAGGUGUCAGAAGUUGUGCUAACUUCCCGUGUUAGCAACUAGGAACUCAUGGGCUAGUGGAAAUAGCGAGCGUUGCUAUGCUCACUCCUUAGGUGUGACAAUAGUCACGGUAUACUACUAUUAACAUGCCCCAAUGGAU